GGGGGUCGUUGCACUUCCAUACGCCUUUAUGGGAUGUUGUGUCCCCCCCCCCCCUCUAACUAGGUGUACACUGUGCUCGGUGGCCCCAGGGGACACCAUCUUUGCCGUCUCCUCCGGACACGGGCGCUGUGGGGUGGCCGUUAUCCGUACCAGCGGUCCCGGUAGUGGGGGGGCUUUACUCAGCCUUACCGGGAGCACCGAGUUGCCCCCCCCCCGCCUUAUGACCCUGAGGCGCAUCCGGGACCCCCACACCGCAGAGCUGCUGGACCGUGGGCUCGUUGUAUGGUUCCCAGGACCCCAAAGCUUCACCGGGGAGGACUGUGCUGAGCUUCACGUGCACGGUGGGCCUGCAGUGCUGAGCGGAGUGCUGCGGGCACUGGGGCGCCUCUCUGGGCUCCGUCCUGCUGAGCCGGGUGAGUUCACCCGCCGUGCUUUCCACCGGGGGAAGCUGGACCUGACGGCAGCCGAAGGGCUGCGGGAUCUCAUCCAUGCUGAGACUGAGGCACAGAGGCAACAGGCCCUGAGGCAGAUGGAGGGUGAGCUGGGCAGGCUGUACCAGCGGUGGGGUGAGACCCUCACCCAGGCUCUUGCUCAUAUUGAAGCAUACAUUGAUUUCAGUGAAGAUGACAAUGUAGAGGAAGAGGUGUUGUCCCAAGUGGAUGAAGCUGUGAGGGCACUGGAGCAGGAGAUCGCUGCCCACCUGCAGGAUGGGCGCCGGGGGGAGCUGCUGCGCUCGGGGGUCCACGCUGUCAUCGCCGGCCCCCCCAACGUGGGCAAGAGCAGCCUGCUCAACAUGCUGUGCCAGCGUCCAGCUGCCAUCGUGUCCCCCAUAGCGGGGACCACACGGGAUGUGGUGGAGGUGUCCCUGAAUGUCAGUGGUUACCCUGUGGUGCUGAGCGACACAGCGGGGCUGCGUGAUGCCACCGACCCCAUUGAACAGGAGGGAGUGAGCCGUGCUCGGGACCGCCUUCAACAUGCAGACUUAGUGCUGGCUGUGUUGGAUGCCACCACGGUACCCACUGAUCCAGCUGAGCUGGGGGCUGCUCUGGGCUCCCUGGUGCCCCCCAGCACCCCCUGCAUCCUGGUUCUCAACAAGGCCGACCUGCUGGGGGGGCACAAGGGGGCUCUAUGCGAUGCCUGCACCCACGGACCCCCACUGCCCCCCACCACCCUGCUGUCCUGCAAGACGGGCGAAGGCACCGACAGCCUCCUACAGCUGCUGGGGCAGCAGCUGGCACAGCUGUGUGGAGACCCCCUGGCUGGCUCACCCACCCUGACGCAGAGCAGGCACAGCACCCAGCUGCAUGGCUGCAUGGCUGCACUGGUGCUGUACAGGCAGCAGCAGGACGUGGGGAUGGCAGCCGAGCAGCUGCGCCUGGCACGGCGGCACCUGGGGCGCAUCACGGGGCACGUGGGGGCUGAGGACAUCCUUGAUGUCAUCUUCAGGGACUUCUGCAUUGGGAAGUGAUUGUUGGGGGGUCUGUUGGGGUAUUAAACCGUGGUGCCUUGGG
Coturnix japonica (Japanese quail) is the source of this 1511-nucleotide messenger RNA. RefSeq names its product GTP binding protein 3, mitochondrial (gene GTPBP3). NCBI's taxonomy places the organism in Eukaryota, Metazoa, Chordata, Aves, Galliformes, Phasianidae. The record is from RefSeq and is a predicted model, not a curated record. Gene Ontology annotation, cellular component: cytoplasm; mitochondrion. Gene Ontology annotation, molecular function: GTP binding; protein binding; GTPase activity. Gene Ontology annotation, biological process: tRNA methylation; tRNA wobble uridine modification.